AUGUAUUCAAUACUUACUGUACAUUGCUAAAAGUAUUGGCCCCGCCCUCCCAAUCAUGUGAUUCAGGUGUUCCAAUCCCCUCCAUGGACACAGGUGUAUACAAUCAAGCCCCUAGGCAUGCAGACGGCUUCUACAAACAUUGGUGAAAGAAUGGGUCGCUCUCAGGAGCUCAGUGACUCCAAGCGUGGUCCCGUGAUAGGUGGCCACCUGGGCAAUAAGUCCAUCCGUGACAUUUUCCUGGCUACUAAAUAUUCCACGUUCAACUGUUAGUGGGAUUAUAACAAAGUGGAAGCAACUGGGAACAACAGCCACUCAGCCACCAAGUGGUAGGCCACGUCACAUGACAGGGCGGGGUCAGCGCAUGCUGAAGCGCACAGUGCGCAGAAGUCGCCAACUGUCUACAGAGUCAAUAGCUAAAGACCUCCAAACUUGGUGUGGCCUUCAGAUGAGCCCAACAACAGUGCGUAGAGAGCUUCAUGGAAUGGGUUUCCAUGGCCGAGCAGCUGCAUCCAAGCCUUACAUCACCAAGUGCAAUGCAAAGCGUCGGAUGCCGUGGUGUAAAGCACGCCGCCACUGGACUCUA
Molecule: messenger RNA, 583 nt
Organism: Staurois parvus
Lineage: Eukaryota; Metazoa; Chordata; Amphibia; Anura; Ranidae
Source: the annotation of a GenBank genome assembly